Molecule: messenger RNA, 1116 nt
Organism: Ambispora leptoticha
Lineage: Eukaryota; Fungi; Glomeromycota; Glomeromycetes; Archaeosporales; Ambisporaceae
Source: the annotation of a GenBank genome assembly
AUGCCUCAACGACUAAGUCGAAAGUUUUGCACCUGUAAUGGUCUUUUACAAAAAUUAUGGAAGCAUAAUACCUAUAGCUCAAAUAGAGAACUUUUGGCGUUGCAUUGGUAUUUUACACGGCAAUAUGACACAAUAGCAAGCAAGAGCUUUAAUAAUUCUCGAUAUAACAAUGAUAAUAAGACAGAUAUAAAACCAUCGGAAAAUGAGAAGCAAAAUUUUAAACUCACAUGUAAGGAAACAAAGUUUGAUGCUGAAGAAAAUCAAAAGUUGGUGAAUAUUCUACGUCAACAGAUAUCUCAAAAAAAACCGUUAAUCAUAAUUCUGCAAACUUACACACAAGCAUCCUCAGAAUCUUUGAAUUUAUUGACGCAUGCUGACUACAUGGAUUUGCUCACGUCACUAAAAGCCUGUGAAAACAAGUUUCUUGUCUUGAAUUUUCUAAGUACAAUUCGUGAUGAUCUCAGAUCUAUGAAUUUAACGUUGAAUGAUCAAGCAUAUAAUUUAAUGCUUCAUCUUUAUGGACAGCAUAACAAUUAUAAAAAGGUGGAAAGGCUUUUAAUAGAAAUGAGAGAUAAAGGUAUUUCGGUUGAUGUGGAUAUUUUGAACUCACUAAUUUCUAAUUUUGCACGUAUUGGAAGAGCAGAUUGGGUAAUACCAAUUUAUCAAGAGAUGCAACAUGGGUUAGCUAAACCGAAUAUUGAGACUUAUAAUAUCAUGUUAGAAUUAUGCAUUCAAGUACGGAAUCUUAGAGGAGCGCAUUACUUGUUGACAAUGGAACAUGAAAACAUAAAGCUAGACAUUACGUUUUACAAUCAACUUAUAGAUGCUUACUCGAAGAGAAAGGAUUUUACGAGGGCCAACGAGUGUUUAGACUUGAUGGAAUCAAGAGGUCUCGCGCCCGAUAUUUCAACGAUUAAAAUUCUGCUUAUUGCGUCUUGCGAUCAAGAUGAUUUUCAACACGCGCUAAGACUUUAUAGGAAAAUUUUUGAAUUAAAAUUGAGGCCUGAUGAAGAGAUUCUCGAUUCUCUCACGGCUUGUUAUGAACGUUCAAAAAGAAAAGACAAUCGAAAAAAGGAAAUUACAUCGAAUACUAUUUCUUUUGGCAUGCACAAAUAA